AUGCCUAAGUUUCCGAGGGCUUUCGCGCGGCGAAAAUCUUCCGCAAAUGUAUUUGAAAAUGUCGGGCCUGAGGUGCCGGAACCCUCGUUCAAGGUUUUUGAACGAGGAGAGUCUGCAAGCAAGUCUUUCGAUGGAGGAGUGAAGCUUGCCAAAGCUGGGUCACCCGGCAGACCGAGGACUUCACAACUGGACACUGACAACAUGUUUGAAAAUCUUGGGAACAAUCGUGGCAGUGGCGCGUCGAACAACGCGUCUUUAACGACGGACAAUUCUUCUCGACUGAGCGCAGCAUCAACUGCCCCGUCUUCUACGAAUACUCCAGAACGCGAUGAAUGGAGGUCUCCUCACGACAAGCCUUAUGAUAACAUCCCGAUGCCUCCAGUCCCGAGGUCAACAUCAACAUUUUCUCUGAAAAACGCAGGUAGAUCUCUGUCCUGGGGAAGAAACAAGCCAAUGCCACCUUCACCAAAAGAGUCCGAAUCUCCGAAAUUUGACGAAGAUAAAUCAGAGGGCAGAGAGAGAGCCGUGACGACUUCGAGUUAUGCGAGUACCACAAAAGCAUCGGUACCGGACAAAAAUCUAGGCUUAAGUUUAGGCGGUGAUUUCUCAGAUAUGUUUGCCGGUUUCGGCAAAAGAAAGAGCACUAUUUUGGAUGCGGAGGAAGAUAGAACAAUGUCCCAGAGUCCUGAAACACCUUCGCCCGGACCCGCUAAUCGACUCACAUCUAGCCGCCACAGUAAACCUUCUUCGCUCACCAUUGACAAACAAAAGGAUAUUGAGCCAUCACCAUAUUCUUGGAACAGCCAACAUUCUCGGGACGGAUUAAUAUCAAGAUUUAGCCCUAGCUCUUUUGGCCCAAGCCAGGAUGACUCCCCACCACCUCCACCUGUUCCUACACAUGGAUCUUCGCAAGUGAACACCGACAGCCCCUCAUCACUUACCCGGAUACCACGAAAGGAAGCUGCCGACAAUGGGUUGAAGAGGACUAGCGCACAUUAUGGCCGGAGACAAUCUACAAUCGACGAUUCCAUGGAUGAGGAUGCAAGACUUUUAAAGGAAUCUGCCAACGCAAGUCGACGACUGAAUGAUCCAGGCUAUAGAGUCCGUGACAGUUGGGCCCUCCCUUCAAAUCCGACAUAUAAAGUCGAUGAUUCUGUAGCCUCCAGCUGGAAGGCAGGAUCGAAUGAGACAACCCCAAAAGCGAAGCGCCACGAAUUGAUAGAAAACGAGGACAAUAUGUUCGACAGCCAAAUUGCGGCGUCAGCCAAUAUUGCUCAGAGGUUCCAGGAGAGGGCACAUUCUCCAUCAACAAAGCAAGCCCCUCAAAAUAGAGUCAUGACACCAGCUCAAUUCGAGAGAUAUAAGCAAGACCAGGAGAGACUUAGGAGUGUUGGAGGCCAGUCGAAUGACGACGCGGAUGAAGAAGAGGAUGAGACUUAUGAUGACGAUGAAGAUGAGGCUGAGAAGGCGAGACAGCUCGCAAAACAGCGAAGGAAACAGGAGGCUCACAUGGCUGUGUACAGACAACAGAUGAUGAAGGUAACCGGAGAAGCGGCUCCUGCCCGUCCAAGUGUGUUGGCUUCGCAAAGCAGUCCAAAUCUCGUUAACCCUGUGGAUGCCGAAGAGGAGGACGAGGAAGUUCCGUUGGCAAUUCUGCAAGCACAUGGAUUCCCGAACAAGAAUAAGCCACCAAUGCGGAGCAUGGGGUCGAAUCCAAACCUCAGGGCUUCUUCAGCCAUGGGUGGCGGAGGAGGCCAAUUACCAGUUUUUGCAAGAAAUCUACCCCAAGAUCCAUAUUUUGGGGCAGGCCUCGUCAAUCCAAUGCAUCGGGAGCCCUUGGCUUUCGGUGGUGGAUCUGGUUCUGUGAGCGGCGAACCUUCAAGAGGCUUGCCGCAGGGAGGGUUGGUUGGCGUGAUCGCCACAGAAGAGAGAUCGCGAGCUAUGAGGAGAGGCAGCCCGAAUGCCCAAGGGACAUACGGGCCUCCACCAUCCAACGGCUUCAACGGAAUGCAGGGACCUCCGUCCGUGGCUGGCAGCAUGUAUAACGGGAUUGGCCCAGCUGGACCAAUGGGUCCUAUGGGCCCAAUGGGUAUGAUGAACCCGAUGAUGAUGACUCCCGGAGACCAGGCUCAAAUCCAGAUGUCCCAGCAAAUGCAACAGUUUAUGGCGAUGCAAAUGCAAUUCAUGCAAAUGAUGACCAAUGGUCAGGGGCCGCCUGGGCAGGGCGGCCAUCAAUCGCACAACUCUAUGGGAGAAACUCACAGGCCAGCGAGCGCUCAACAAGUACGUCCAAUAAACGCACAACAGCGUGCAAUGACGAUGAUGGAGCCCAACGCCGCUCCCUGGAUGAACCGAAAUUCCAUGUAUACACCAUCCAUCCAUGGCAACGGCGGCUAUGCUCCUUCAAUAGCACCUUCUGAGCGAAGUAAUGUGGGAUUGCCAGGUCGAUACAGGCCCGUCUCACAAGCUCCUCUAACGCACCAAAACAAGAUGAUGAGAAGCUCAACUAUGAUGUCUGGAGGUCUUGGAGGCUGGGAGGACAAGCACGCCUCGACAACAAUUAGACCUGUGAAGAAAUCCGGAAACGCCUCUGAUGAAGACGAUGAAGAGGGCUGGGAAGAGAUGGCCAAAAAACGCGAGAAGAAGAAGUCAGCGUGGAGAACAAAGAAAGAUAAGGACCCUAAUGGAUUGAAGGAGAUGUUUGGUUAUACGCUGUAA
This is a messenger RNA of Hyaloscypha bicolor E, 2718 nucleotides long. RefSeq lists its product as uncharacterized. Lineage: Eukaryota; Fungi; Ascomycota; Leotiomycetes; Helotiales; Hyaloscyphaceae. The transcript has 3 exons. Bases 1 to 2718 code for a protein of 905 amino acids. The record is from RefSeq and is a predicted model, not a curated record.